This is a messenger RNA of Rotaria sp. Silwood2, 1624 nucleotides long. The record is from the annotation of a GenBank genome assembly. Lineage: Eukaryota; Metazoa; Rotifera; Eurotatoria; Philodinida; Philodinidae.
AUGUAUGAACUCGAUCGAUAUCAACAUCCAAUUAAUUUGGAUGGUCAAUGUUUAUCAUUAUCUCUAUUUCUUAAUAAAAAAGAUUUUAUUGGAAAAAUUGUUACAAUCACAUCAUCAGACAAAAACGAAGAACAAGUUCAAGUAGACGAUGAAAACAUUAUUAGCAAACAUACACAACAUGUCUAUGUACGAAGAAAAGAAGAAAUAUUUGUGAAAAUUAUUAAUAUUUGUGAUGAUAGUAAAGUCACAGUUACAGUUAUUAACAAUCCUCUAUCAAAUAGCAAUUCAAAUGUUCCAUUUUUUCUACAUGAUACUAAAAGUACACCGUAUUUUGUACAUUCAAAAUACAUAAAAAAAAUGAUUAAUGAUAAUAUAACAAUGGAUUGUGAUUUAAUAUCUUAUUUUACACAAACAAAUUAUUCUGACGAAGACAAAAAAUAUGAAAAUGAUGAUAAAAUUUGGAUUGAUGAAUUACUGUUAAGUCGAAUCAAUAAAAAUCCAACAGAACAUGAUUUAAAUGCAUUGAAUUGUUUACUAAAUAAAAAUAUUCUAUGUCAAGAUUUAUACAAUAAAUAUAUCAAUGAUUAUAUACCGUUGAAUAAUAUCUAUCAAAUAAUUGUUGGUAUAUUGAGUGCACGAGAAUAUAUGGAAUAUGAGACAAAUCCGUAUUAUCCACAAUUUGAUCGAUAUGAUGAUUGUAUUUCGACAUGUUAUUCAUCGUACGGUUACAAUAAUAAUAAUACUGAAAGUAGAUAUUUGAAAAAUGGUGAUAUAAUUCAUAUUAAUUUAGAAAAUAUUCAUUAUUUACCAUUAGAUCUGAAUCAUAUGAAUGAUUUUCAAAAGUAUACAUAUAAAUUUAGGAAAAUUCCAAAACCAAUGUCAUGGUCAGGAACAUUGUUUGAAGAUGGUGAUGCUGUUCUGUCUUCAUUACAAGUGGGUAAUACAGUGAGAUGUUGUUUGGAAAAGAUACUAAUCGAUGGUAAUCAAGUUGACAAUGGCGGUGGUGCAUGGUAUUUUAAUAUUAUACAAAUUAUUGAUAAUAUUGUGUAUGGAAUAUUGGAAGAUCCCUAUUACAAUCCGAAGGAUUACAAUUUAAAUCAAGGAGAUAUAUUAGUCUUUAACAAAGACAAUAUAUCAGAAAUCCCACACCCGCACCCCACACCCACACCACCCACACCGUUCUUUGUUUAACUCUUUUUUUAGUAUUAUUUUGUCAUACAUGCUGAUCAACACUUAGAUCCUUUUAUGACAGCUUUGUCAACAAUAUGGUUCUGAAUAUUUAUUGAAUACAUAUCUAUCUAGUAAAAAAAUCACGUUUUAAUUAUCUUUCAUUCAAAGACAAUAGAAACUGGUAUUUUUUCAAGUAUGACACAAAAUGAACAAUCAAUGGUGAAAAGAAGAUGAAAAUGUAUGACAGUUCAAUGUUCGUUCCUCUGUUAUUCGUUUGUCGAUGAAUUCUCUUGAACAUCAGUAUCAAGCUCGCGUAUGUAACCCGUUGGAGCGUAACCAACAUCUAAUACAGUGAAAUGCUGCAAGUUGCUGUUACUCUUCCAAGUAUGUGGGAUUUCUGAUAUAUUGUCUUUGUUAAAGACUAAUAUAUCUCCUUGAUUUAAAUUGUAAUCCU